Molecule: messenger RNA, 1631 nt
Organism: Vicugna pacos (alpaca)
Lineage: Eukaryota; Metazoa; Chordata; Mammalia; Artiodactyla; Camelidae
Gene: RIPPLY3
Product: ripply transcriptional repressor 3
Biological process (GO): negative regulation of transcription by RNA polymerase II; embryonic pattern specification
Cellular component (GO): nucleus
Source: RefSeq, a predicted model, not a curated record
AGCCAGGGACCCUUCUCUUCACCACCGGGCACGGGAGGCCCCUCCGCGAUCUCCCUGUAGUUUCCAGCCCCGGAGAGGGUGCACCCGACGCAACCGCCCAAGACCCCCGCCCGACGUGUCCCCCUCUCCAGGCUUCCCGUGUCACUUCCCGCCGUCCCCUCCCCGAGCUUCCUUGCCCCCGCCCUUGGCGAUCCUCCCAGGGUUUCCUUUGUCCCCUCCACACCCUUGCCCUGGGCUUCCCGAUUCCCCUCCUUGACCUCGUCCCCUCCCCACCGCCGCGCUCCCUCCCAGGCUUUGCUAGUCCUUCUCCGGUGCCCUCCCCACCCUCUCCCGGGUUUCCCGAGUCCUCUCCCCGCCCCGCCCCCGUUUUUAAACCUGGCGCCGAGCGCGCGGGUAGGUGAGCGCCCUAGCCCGAGCGGUUAAAGGCGCGGCCGAGCGCUGGCGCCGCUGGAGGGGCGCGGGUUCCGAGGGCACCAUGAGAUCAGAGGCAGCCGCCGGAGCCCGGGAGGCGCGGGGACGCGUCUGUGACUGCCCGGGAGACGGGCCCCCGGAACCACUGCCGCCGCGCGGGUCCGAGAGCCAAGCGCCAUGGAGACCUUGGAUCCUGACACCCCAGGAUGCUGAGCCGACAGGAACCCGAGGCGCGCUUGAGCCUGGGGGUGACCAACAAACAUUUGGAUCAAAAGGGGCCUUUGGGUUUCAGCAUCCUGUAAGACUUUAUUUACCCAUCUCUAAGCGUCAAGAGUACCUGCAGGGUUCCGGGGAGAAGGUGCUGGCCAGUUUCCCAGUUCAAGCCACCAUUCACUUCUACAACGACGAGUCAGACUCAGAUGGGGAGCAAGAGGAGGAAACCCUGGAGGUGGAAGAGGGAAAGCGCCGAGACCCGCUGACAAACGCAGGAUGGAGGCCGGGAGGCCACGGUGGUCUCCAUGGUGAUGGUCCUCUCCCCCACCGUGACUCUCCGGAGGAUGCUGGGUGCUCCUCAUCCGAGUAAACCGGUCUCUCCCGCGCCAGACCCACCUCACGUGUGCCCUUGGGGGCAGCCGUGCCAGGACUCUGCGUUUCCGCUGGGCGCACAGGGACUUUGGCCAGCACUGCCCGCAUCGCGAGGACUCAGCUUUUACUCUUCCUUCUCCUGGUCAUUCUUGGUGCCUUAUUCAUACGUUUGAGACAGGAUUCUAGGAUCAAGCGAACAUUUUAGUCCACAGGGGUUGUUAAGUGGGUGGGGGCACCUUUCAAAGCACAUUCAGCAAUGUCACUCUGCUGACCAAGGGACAAAUCUUUCCCGCACGGAUGAAUAACCUACCCACACCUCUCACUUAACCUGAGGCUCCUUAUUUAGCUAUUAAUGCUUUUGUAAAAAUGAUUUAUAUUGUCAUCCAAGACUAAUGUGGUUAUUUAGUGGCAUUCUAGGGGGAGAAAAAUAUUUAUAAAAAAACAAAAAACACUGAAUACUUUGCUUAAGAGUGACAAAAAUACAAAGAUACGAAUUGGGGGGUGGGGACAGUUCUAGAUAAACAUGUAUCUGAUUCUUGUCUAAGGGCUGUGUGUAUGACUAGAGAGAAUAGCUUAAACGCUCAACUGGGGACCGCUUUGGGCUUGUUACUUGAAUACAGUAACACUGUUGUCAA